AACAAGAACAGGAAGCGGACAGUGCCAAGACCUUUCUCCAAACUUCCACUGAGAAACACCAGGGCUGUAAUGUUCAGGAGAAGCUGAGCUGAAGUUUUGUGGUAAAAAGGGCUCGCUGUCCUUCGGCAUCGUGUCUGUUCCGGUGUCUGUCCCGGGAAGCGCGAGACCGAGUCGUGCGAUGAUGGAGGACUUUGAUGAGAUCUACGAAGAGGAGGAGGAGGAGGAAGAGGAGGACGAGGACAGGGCCGCGGAGGAGCAGCUCCUCAAGUACGCUCCGGACCCGGUGGUGGUGCGAGGGUCCGGCCACGUCACUGUCUUUGGGCUUAGUAACAAAUUUGAGUCAGAAUUUCCUUCAGCACUAACAGGAAAGGUGGCACCAGAGGAAUUCAAAGCCAGUAUCAACCGUGUAAACAGCUGCCUGAGGAAGACGCUGCCAGUGAACGUGCGGUGGCUCCUGUGUGGCUGCCUCUGCUGCUGUUGCACAUUGGGCUUCAGUUUGUGGCCUGUCAUCUGUCUCAGCAAGAGGACAAGACGAUCUCUAGAGAAACUUCUGGAGUGGGAGAACAGCAGACUUUACCACAAGUUGUGUUUGCAUUGGAUACUAAGCAAAAGGAAGUGUGAAACCAACAACAUGAUGGAAUAUGUAAUCUUAAUAGAGUUCUUACCUAAGAUCCCCAUCUUCAGACCAGACUAGCCCAGUUGCAGCUGAUCUUAAACCUCCACUGCUGCCCAGCUCUGAACCACAAUGGCUGUCAAGCUCCUGAAAGAAUACCCCAAUCUUUUUGUUUACAGGGUAGCAUUGAUCCUCGCUCUUUUCUCUUUAACCUGUUCUCCCACACAUACCUUCUCUUCACCCUUGUUUACAAACCCGGCAUCCCAACACUCGUUUUUGGAGUGAAUUCACCAUUGAAUCACGACCACGAUCAUCGGGCGAGCUGGCACACUGUUAAGCCAUGCUAACCUGCACCAGCCUGUGGGAUGUUGGGAGAACCAGCCAUGGGCAGCGUUAAUGGAUUUUGGAUCUAGAGCUGGAGACCGGACUCUCAGAUCGAGUUCUCUGAGCUACGACUGGAAUUUUGUCACUUGUAUUUCCCCUAACCUAAGCACAUGGCACAGUCAGACCAUGAUAAAACAAACACUUUCACGUGUAACCUACUGUCACACCGCCAACUUCACCUGCAAAAAAUACACCCCAGUGCUUUUGUAACAGUUAGUGUGGUGCUCUAGAUCAUUACAAGAGGCUGUGGAGGCAACUUAACAUGGAACUCCAAAGGAACCUUUAUCCAAAUCAACUCUGUAGCGGACAGAUUAGUCUUACAGAAGCAUGUUGGGCCACAGCCAGAACAGCUGAACUCAAUAAUGUCCCUCUUCUCAUCAACUACCAAACAUCCUCUCGCCUCCUUUGACAUAUCUGCACACUUCACUGUGCAUCACCCCAAACCCAGUGACAAUCACAUACUGACUGUACUCUCCGUAGUGUGAAUGGGUCUUUAUGCUACACAGUUUACCUGGAACAUUUUUGUUUUCAACAUUAUGUGUCAAGGUGAUGGGCUGGCUGCCUAGCAACUGCUUCUGAGUUGCAGUGGAACAAGUAAGCUGGGAAGGAAAGCCACUAGUGAUGAAGAAGAGACACCUUUAUUCUUUUUCUUUUUUUAGUAUCUCAAGUUUUGUUUACUGUUUUGGUGAAAGAGAAGCAAUCAUUACUUCACUGGUGUGUGUGUGUGUGUGUGUGUGUGUGUGUGUGUGUGUGUGUGUGUGUGUGUGUGUGUGUGUGUGUGUGUGUGUGUGUGUGUGUGUGUGUGUGUGUGUGUGUGUGUGUGUGUGUGUGUGUGUGUGUGUGUGUGUGUGUGUCUUUCUGAGAGAGAGCACUAUAAGCAAAUCAGACACAGAGAUACUCUUUAGCAGGGUUCUUCCUUUGACGCAUUUCUUUACCAUAAUCGAUCUUUGUUACUUUUGUUGUAAUUUAAUAUAAAUGCAUGAGUGCGCAUAGAAUCUGUGCAUUCGUGAAAGGGGCCUCAGUUGUUUUUUUGCAAAGGUAUGCCAUGGUUGCUUCCUUUUUGUCUUUAUGGUCAUGUGUCAACACUAAAACACACAAUCGCUUUGUCCUUAACACCUUCACUUGGCCUCUCUUCCAUAUCUGCUGACCUUGGCUAACUUAUAUGAGUGUUCAAGUUAACGAUGUGGCUUUUCUGAGAAAGUUCCUCUGCUUUAGAUAUAAUCUGACCCUUUACAUUCAGAGGUCUGGAGUGACCAAGAAUGUUAGAUCAUUUUUAUUAGGGGUUAGGUAAUAGCAGGGUUCUGUAUCAUGAAGCAGGAUUACUAAAAUUAGCUUAAUACUAGACUACACCCACACCAGGAAUGUGGAUUUCAAGCUACACUAAUCAGUGUUUUUAUAUUAACAAUAAAAAAUGACUAAUGUGAAAGAGGUUACUUGUAAUGAUGUACCUACCUACAGAUAAUUAUCACCCAACUCUGUAGUCCCCCUCAGCUCUACGGAGCGUUUUAGCGUCUUUCAGCUCAUUGUUUUGAUUUUCUGGCCUGCAGCAGCAGGCAGAUGUUUUCAGAGACACUUCUGAUAAACACUAGCUGCUCAGCACCAAACAACACAGUGACUAGCUGGUGAACGUUGUGGAGCAUUUAGCAGCUAAAGAUAUUUCCCUCAGGAGUUAAUGGAGACCAAUAAUGGAGCUAAAAGGUGAAUGAAACUUGGACUUACUUUUAUCAGGUGUCUGGAAAUCUGACCCCAAUUGAAUGUUGCAGUUUGCUAACAAGUUGUUCAUUACUUCAGUUAUCUAGCUAUCUAACAAUCCUGCUUUGUUAUAAAGGCCUAAGACAAUUUUAAAACUGUCAACAUGUUAUAGAUCACAUCAUGAAGCACAUCUCAGUUUAAAUGAAACGUACAACCAAAUGCCAGCAAAAAGGGGAUGGUAUAGAUGUAGCUUUUCACUGUCAGCAUCACCUCUUGAUUUAUAAAAACAUCCAGAGACUGAGAUUCAACAAAGCCACUUUGUUUUAGGUCACACAGCUCCAGUGAUUAUGGGUCACACUCAGGGGAUUAUACUUACAACAACAAAAUGUAGUAUUGGAAAAUCUCACUGUCAGGUAUGUUCCAAAGUUAUACCAGGGGCUCAAGUAUUCUGCACAGAUCACACAUUACUUGAAUAAUUGGAGUAUGUUAUGAAAUUGAAAAAAUGCCUCUAAAGAAAAAUAACCUUUCUGUGGUCUUCCUGUUGAGUUAGUAAAGGAAGCACAUCUUCCAUGGACCCACAAAGCUCAGAAAUCGUUUUGGUUUAUAUGUUAAAAGACCCAAAAAUUCUGGGUUGUGUAUUGGUUCAUCAGUGACUUUUCUAUAUUUUUGAUUGUGGUCGGUUCUAUGUAAAUCAAGGCAUAAGGCCAUAUGCAGAUAUUUGUGUGUGUGUGUGCACGGUGUAUGAAGAUGCAAAUGUUCUUCGUAGAUCUCAGACUGUGAUUGAACCCUGCACAGAAAUUGAGUCCUUUUUUUAUAUAAUCUUGAGUGGUCUGUGUGUUUGUGUGUAUGAGGGUGAGAAAGAUAUAUGUACAUAUGACUCAUGAGCAGGUGUGCAGAUGUACAGUAAUAAACUACCAAUAAACAAGGCUAUGGGCAUCCUCCUCUUUAA
Molecule: messenger RNA, 3638 nt
Organism: Perca fluviatilis (European perch)
Lineage: Eukaryota; Metazoa; Chordata; Actinopteri; Perciformes; Percidae
Gene: chic2
Product: cysteine-rich hydrophobic domain 2
Exons: 7
Coding region: 179-694 (171 amino acids)
Source: RefSeq, a predicted model, not a curated record